Messenger RNA from Cucurbita pepo subsp. pepo (vegetable marrow), 685 nucleotides. Lineage: Eukaryota; Viridiplantae; Streptophyta; Magnoliopsida; Cucurbitales; Cucurbitaceae. The record is from RefSeq and is a predicted model, not a curated record.
UGAAUUAUAGAAGGGAAAAUGGUCAAGAUGUUGACCCGCUGUAGCUGCAAUAAUAUAGGAUCCAUCUCCCCGAAAACCACUCAUUCAACAUUGGGAAAUUUAUGUUUCACAGAACACCACAAAAAACACAAGAAAUUAAAAAAAUUAAAUGUGUUCUUCACAGAUUCCGAAAAAACUGCCAUUUCAAUCCCAAUUUCUUGCAUUAAAUAGCACCGAGCUUGUUUUCGACGAUAACUCAACGAUCUUAAUUGGACCGCAUUCAAGCAAUGGCAAUGGCAAUGGCGAUGAUUCAGAGUUUGGCUCUGUUCUUGACCUGCAUUGCAGCGAUAUGGAUUUGCAAUGAAAAUAUAAUUGCGAGUGCUGCCUCGCCGUUGUCGCCUCGGCCGAGUGCGGUGGAUUGCCCGGCGGUGGUGUAUGCGAUACUGCCGUGCGUGAAUUACAUCACGAUCGGGAGCACGAUGACGAUGCCCUCGGAAGUUUGCUGCAAGAAUGUGGAAAGUGUGAUGAAAUGGAAUGCUAAAUGUAUGUGCGUUGGGUUGAAGCAGAGCGAGAGCUUGGGGAUUCAAUUGAAUGUUACUAGAGCGAUUGAUCUUCCUGCGACUUGUGGAAUUUCGACUCCGCUUUCUGAUUGCGGCUGUGCGUUUGAUUUUAUUCUUGUUUGAAAAUUUGUUCGUCUGCUUCGAAU